Messenger RNA from Vitis riparia (riverbank grape), 1267 nucleotides. RefSeq names its product transcription factor JUNGBRUNNEN 1-like. The transcript has 3 exons. The coding region runs from base 97 to 993 and encodes 298 amino acids. Gene Ontology annotation, biological process: regulation of DNA-templated transcription. The record is from RefSeq and is a predicted model, not a curated record. Gene Ontology annotation, molecular function: DNA binding. Lineage: Eukaryota; Viridiplantae; Streptophyta; Magnoliopsida; Vitales; Vitaceae.
GGCAACCACCACCAAAAAUAUAUUCAUUAUAAGAAGGUUCUAGUUGAGUCUAACCUAAAGCUUGGACAAACAGGAGCGAGGAAGAGGAAGAGAGGGAUGGAGGUGGAGAAGACUAGCACUUUAGACAACAAGAAGGAUGAUGAUGAAGAAGUCGAGCUCCCCGGAUUCCGGUUUCAUCCUACUGAUGAAGAACUUGUAGGGUUUUAUCUGCGGCGGAAGGUGGAGAAGAAACCAAUCAGUCUUGAACUCAUCAAACAGGUUGAUAUCUACAAAUAUGAUCCAUGGGAUCUUCCAAGAGUCAGCACUAAAAUGGGAGAUAGAGAGUGGUACUUCUUCUGCAUAAGAGGGAGAAAGUAUAGGAACAGCAUAAGGCCUAAUCGAGUCACAGGGUCCGGAUUUUGGAAAGCCACAGGCAUUGACAAGCCUAUAUAUUCUGUUGAAGCAACCAAUGAGUGCAUUGGCCUGAAGAAAUCCUUGGUCUACUACCGUGGAAGCGCUGGAAAAGGCACCAAAACCGAUUGGAUGAUGCAUGAGUUCCGCCUCCCACCAGGUGGGAAAGGCACCUACUUCCCCAAUGCAAAGAAUGUCACUCAAGAAGCUGAAGUCUGGACACUCUGUCGAAUUUUCAAACGAAGCCCAACUUAUAGGAAAUACACACCUGAAGGGAAAGGAUCAAUACCAAACAAACAGGUUGCCACUGAUUCAAGCUCCAAGACCUGUAGUUUAGAAUCCGACAACAGUGACAAGUACUUGAGCUUUGAAAACUCCACCACUCGGACCAAGAACAGGACUGUUGUCGACAGCAGUAUAGAUGAAAGAAGCCAGUUGGUUGUCGGCCAAAUGAGCUCAUUUGUUUCACCAUACAGUGGACCAUACUCGAGCUUUUGGAACCCAAAUGGAGAUGAUCAAUUCUUCACAAGCGGAAACUGGGAUGAGCUGAGAUCAAUAGUGGAGUCAGCCAUCGAUCCACCUCAUGUUUAUGACUGUAAAUAGACAUGGAACAGAAGCCUGCAGCUGAAGCUUAUAGUUAUAGUAUAGUACUGAAAAACUUACAAUAAAUACUUGGGAGACCUUGUAACCUUAUUUUGUGUGCAUGGACUUCAUGUUAAUAAUAGCGUUCUACUAAUCUAGGGCAGAUGUAUGACAUGACAUCUCAGACAUAACGAGCCUAAAUAUUUGGGCCAAUUUCUUUUUUUAUUUUUUAUUUUUUUUAAAGGGGUCGGACAAGAUAUAAAUGGGGGGUACCAUGUGGCCCACCUUUGACUCA